GUGUGAAGCCGCGGCCAGCAAUGGAACCCUGGCCUGCAGUGGCCUGGGUCCUACUGCUGACGGUCAUCGCUGAUUGGCUGAAAACAGCCCAAUCAAAGGACUUUACAGAACAGGACAUCAUCUACCUCCAUCCCUCAAAGAGGCAGAACUCCCGGGAUCAGGUUAACACCGUGCCGGCUUUCUGGGAUACUGCGGGAGAUAUCCGUGUCAGCUCGAGGCCACCCCUCUAGUCCCCAUGGGGAUUUGGUAGAUGGUGUGUGUGUGUAUAUGUGUGUGUGUUCGCGUGUACGCGCAUGUGUCCGUGUCUAUGUACAUAUGUGAGCAUGUGACAGGGUGUUUGCGUAGUUGUGUGUCUGUCUUUGUGCGUGGGUGUGGGGGGGCUCCUAGGGAGUGGUAACUAACCAGACAUCCUGGGAGAUGGAGGGAGGGGUCAUGGUCUAGCUAGCAGUGACGAGGCAAGGCGGGAUCAUGGUCUGCGUCCUAAAUCGCACCCUAUUCCUGAUAUACUGCACAACUUUUGACCAGUGUCCUAUGGCCUACAUAGUGCACUGUAUAGGGAAUAGGGUGUCAUUUGAGACGUAGCCAUGGUGAUUGGCAACAAGCUUUGUGUUCUGAAUUAAAUUUGCCUGACCUGCAGACCUGUAGCUAUCAUUGGGGAACGCUGUGGAGGAGUGGCCAAUCAGAUGAAUGUAAUGGUGUGAAACUGGAAAGACUAACAGCUUCUUCGUCCGUUUGAUCACAACAGAUGGCCCACCAUGGACAUUUUCCUUCCUCUGGGGACAAUGCAUUGAGAAGGGAGGCAGCAACUGAGCUGCAUGCCACUCCAUUCCCAGGCGGGUUCAAGUGCUUCACAUGUGAGGAGGCACCUGACAACUACGAGUGUAAUCGCUGGGCGCCAGACCUGUACUGCCCACAAGAGACCAGAUAUUGUUAUACGCUUCACAAGAUGGACGUGGAGGGGGACAGUGUUUCCGUGACAAAGCGUUGUGUGGCUCUGGAGGACUGCCUCUCUACUGGAUGCUCUGAAGAAGACCACGAAGGAAACAAGGUCUGUACGGCGUGCUGUGAGGGCAAUAUCUGUAACCUUCCUCUCCCCUGGAAUGAGACGGAGGCCGUAUUCGCCACCACCUCACCUCUCAGCGGCACCACACGAAUCCCACAGAGCUACAGACUAAUAUCCUGCCUCCUUUUCCUCACCCUCCUCAUCUCCAGCUAUGUUUGAGAAGUGGAGAGAGAUACUGACAUAUACAAUUGUCUUUACCAGUUGAAGGCCUGACCCAACUGUUAAUGUAUUCCGAUCCAACUGUUAAUCGAUUCAAUCUACACCCUAUGGAAAUAGUACUCACUGCAGUUUUUGACAGCUUAUUUUCCUUUUAAUUGAAAAGGAAUCCAGUUUUGAUCCCCUUUCAUCAUUAUGCUUGGUUUCAAUAAAAUGUGCACUUAGAACUGGACACUGAUACUGCUUCUAAAACACAGGCCAUAUGGCUGUCAAUCUUGAAGGAUUAAACAUAAUAUACAUCCGAGUAUGAAAUGACAUAAUUCUCCCCCUACUAGUCUUCUGCACCGGGACAGAAGGAGGGGAAACUGUAAACCUUGAAAUGUGUUGUGGCAUGUUUGGAUUCGUCAGAAGGCUAUAUACUGUAAGAGUUUCAACAUGUUCCAGCGAUGAGGAAGAAUUGAAGAACAGCUUCAGCUUCUAUGAGGAUUUGUCUGGUUUAACGUUUUUUAUGUUUUUACAUUUUCACAUUUGUGAGUCCGUGCCCCAUGUUGUAUGUUUGACAUAUAUGUACAUAUACAUAGUAUUUAUUUUUUUAUGGAACAUUGUUGUUAGAAGGUGAAUAUGUCUGUGUGAAACGUUACGCCGGUAGGUUUAUAAAAUAGCAUGUAAGUGUAGACUACAUCUUUUAUUUUCCAGCAGGAACAGGUGACAUAGGCGCUGCGCAUCCUUUUACGUCUAGUAUGCAGAAAGUAUUUUUACCGACAUGGAAAGAGAGCCGGGCGCUUAUCAAACAAACACUUAACCCUUUGGUGUUUCUGUUGUGGGACGACUAUUUCCUCAAAACCUAAAAAAAAAAGAAGGAUCCAAGUUAAUUACAGGUCUAUUUUAGCUUCAAAAUUGACCGAUGAUGAAAAAUGAAUCUGACUUUCCACAUGAUACAGCUACCCACAUACCUCAGUGCAGCACUUUGUUUGACCUAGGCUUUGGAAGCUGUGCUGUAACUGUAGGACAAAUAGCAUGUUUUUAUGUCUCGUCAUUUCAGUUUUAGCGAGAGGCAACAAUAAAUGACUUGCUUUGUGCGCACACAAUUAAUUACUGACACUACGUGUUCUUCAGGAUACUUUUUCUCACAAGUGUUUUAAUGUUUUUGUACGUUCUUGUGACAUGUCCCUCUGAUGUUUGUACUGUGCUCUGUUCUGUGAUGUGUUUCUCAUCCAUCACUCUCUGUUGGCGGUGUGGUCGCCUGUCCAGGCGGGAAAAAUGCAGAGUUAGCAAAUACAGUGUUAUUGUUCUCCAGGAUUUCGGAUUUAUUUAGGCUGACCGCCCGAGACAUAAAGGAGACUGGUCACUUCCCCUCUCCAGACCUGGUUUCAUUUACUAUUUUAAAUCAUCGUUUGGCUCAAUGGACCAAUAGAAUAGUCCCAAAAUGGCAAACCAUGCUCAUAUAGUACUUCAGGCAGACUAAAGCAAACGAUCAAAGUAUUUGAAAGAUUUCAAAUAGUAUCUGAACCCAGGUCUGCCCUCCUCCCUCCCUACCACACUGUCUGUUCAGUAGGACUCCAGCCAAGCAGCAAAAGGAAAACAGUGAAGCAUGAUUUACAGAAAGCAAACAUUUUUACCUACUGUAGUUUGCUCUGUUAACAUUUUAUAAAUUACAUUUCGUUUUUUAUGGGGUAACAUAAGGGCUAAAACAUGUUGUGUCCAUUUAAACCAAUCAGGCAAUACUAGAUUUUCCCUUUUAAAUAUUUUGCCAGGACUUUUGUACUGUGACCUGAAUGCCAACAUAUCAUGCCAGAUGUUGCCUUAAAUAAAUGCUGUACAAUUCAUGGAAGAAGUGCUUGUGCAUGAUCUUAUCUAGUCAUGUUGUGCCAAUUGACGUUAUGUAAAUAUCAUCUCUGUUUGUAUAUGCAAUGUCUUUGUACAUAAUUGUAUAUAUAGAUGUGAAGGACUUUGUAACUUCAUAUUAAAGAUGAAGACAUGACCACUGA
Oncorhynchus keta (chum salmon) is the source of this 3207-nucleotide messenger RNA. RefSeq names its product LY6/PLAUR domain containing 6 (gene lypd6). Gene Ontology annotation, molecular function: acetylcholine receptor inhibitor activity. The record is from RefSeq and is a predicted model, not a curated record. Gene Ontology annotation, biological process: positive regulation of canonical Wnt signaling pathway. Bases 746 to 1222 code for a protein of 158 amino acids. Lineage: Eukaryota; Metazoa; Chordata; Actinopteri; Salmoniformes; Salmonidae. The transcript is spliced from 5 exons.